CGUUCGCAAUUUUGAUGCAACCAGCUUUUUAAAAAAUAUUUGCAAAAAAUUUACGGUUUUAGUGAUUUAUCACGUAUUUGGUGAGAGAUAUAUAUUUUAAUAUAUGCAGUGAAUUUUAUGAAGUGUCAGAGCACUGUUAUACGUAACAUUUUGAAUCAACCAGAUUCGCUGUAGCCUAGGAAUCGUAUAUUUUUUAGCACUUCCGGUGCGAAACGUGACAAAAUGGGACCUUCGAACAUUACCAAUAGGAAAUUGAAGGAUAAUGUAACAGCCAAAUCUAAAUUUAAAAAUGGAACUGUAAAUAAAACACACCAGUUGGAUACACCCAAGGUCUCACGCGCUUUGGCAGAGACACUCAGGAGUUGUCCUGACAGAGAGGGUACUCCCCCUCGGUCAGAACAAGUCCUGGCUGCCCCCACAGUGUUUGGGGCCGAGGGUGGGAGUUUAAAUUCCAGGCCACAAGAUAACACAUCAGACGUGAUUGUCGUCCAACAUCAAUAUGCUGAUACUGUACCCGUUUCAUCAAAAGCUUCCAACCCUCAUCCUACCAUACAGGGAGGUGCAAUAGACCAAGUAAUGGCAAUGCUAACUACCAUCCAACAAAGCCAAGAUAAGUUCCAAAAACAUCAGGAGUCUUUGCAGUCAUCCCUAGAUAGCAUCCAUACUAAGAUGGUUGAACAAGAAAAUAGGAUUAUAGAGAAAGUCAACACUAAAAUUGACAACCUUAAAACUGAAACUACUAAGGAAGUAGACUCCCUCCGAACUAAUCUCCAAUCACAAAUAAACAAUUUAGAGUCUGCCUUUAAAGCCUCUACUGAACAGGUGGAAUGUGUUAACAUUGUAAUAAAAAACAUUGAAGAAUCACUUAAUGAAAAUUGUGAAACCAAAAUAAAUGAACUUUUGAAGGAUGGUCUCAAGCUUGAUGCAAGUGUUGUUUCAGCUACCCGUCAAACAAAGCGUGAAGGCUCGAAAUACCCUGGCCUUAUUAUUGCAAAAGUGUGUAAACAAGAUAAACAUAGAAUCAUGAAAAAUAAAAAAUCCCUUAAAAACAGUGCUAAAUAUGCAAAAGUCUACCUCGAGGACUUCCAAACCCAGGAAUUACGUAAAAUGAACUAUAAUAUGAGAACAGUAUUAUCUGCUGCUGGAAAAGAAAACCAAUUUGUAUUGCGAAAUGGAGUUUUCCAAAAGAAACUGCAGUCCACCAUUCCUAAUGUCAACAAAUAG
Molecule: messenger RNA, 1224 nt
Organism: Owenia fusiformis
Lineage: Eukaryota; Metazoa; Annelida; Polychaeta; Sabellida; Oweniidae
Source: the annotation of a GenBank genome assembly